AUGCCGGUGCCCACCUGCCCGCAGCGCCCUGCCCUGAGCCCGGUGCCGGAGCCCGGCCACGCCAUGGAGGAGCCGGCCGACGGUGGGGCCGAGCCCUGGGCCGAGGGGCUGCGCAACAGCAACAACAACGCUUCCCCGGGGGGGUGGACGGGUGCCCGCGGCGGGCACCCCCUGGCACCUUUCGGUGGCCCCGGGACCGAGCCCAGCUACCUGGGGCGGGUGGUGCUGGAGAUCGUGGAGUCGGAGCGCACCUACGCCCGUGACCUGCGCAGCAUCGUGGAGGGUUACCUGGGCAAGAUCAUCGACGCGGAGGAGCCGGUGCUGCGGCCGGAGCAGGUCAGCGCGCUUUUUGGCAACAUCGAGGACAUCUACGAGCUCAGCAGCACGCUGCUGCAAAACCUGGAGAGCUGCGCCAGCGACCCCGUGGCUGUGGCCGUCUGCUUCGUCACCCGGAGCCAGGAGUUUGCCAUCUACACCCAGUACUGUAACAACUACCCCAGCUCGGUGGCGGCGCUGGCCGAGUGCAUGAGGAGCAAGCCGCAGGCUCGGUUCCUCCGCGAGUGCCAGGAGCGGCUGCGGCACGCGCUGCCCCUCGGCGCCUACCUGCUCAAGCCCGUCCAGAGGAUCCUCAAGUACCACCUGCUGCUCCAGGAGAUUGCCAAGCACUUUGAGCACAAGUCGGGGGACGACUACGAGGUGGUGCUGGAGGCCAUCGACACCAUGACCUGCGUCGCCUGGUACAUCAACGACAUGAAACGCAAGCACGAGCACGCCAUCCGCCAGCAGGAGAUCCAGUCGCUGCUGUUGGGCUGGAAGGGGCCAGACCUGACCAGCUACGGGGAGCUGGUGCUGGAGGGCACCUUCCGGGUGCAGCGGGUGCGCCACGAGCGUGCCGUCUUCCUCUUCGACAAGACCCUCCUCAUCACCAAGCGCCGCGGUGACCACUAUGUCUACAAGAGCCACAUCCCGUGCUCCUCGCUGAUGCUGAUCGAGAGCACGCGGGACUCGCUUUGCUUCAGCCUGGCUCACUACAAGCACAGCAAGCAGCAGCACAGCCUGCAGGCCAAGAGCGUGGAGGAGAAGCGUGUGUGGACCCACCACAUCAAGCGGCUCAUCCUGGAGAACCACCACGCCAUCAUCCCCCAGAAGGCCAAGGAAGCCAUCCUGGAGAUGGACUUGUUCUAUCCCCCGCGCCUGCCCCGCUGCAGCCCCGAGCACCUGAAGAAGAGCUGGUCCUGCCAGCCCCUGGGCGACACCGCCGCCGAGCCGCGCCAGGGCCGCCGGCAGUCCGAGCCCUUCCAGCGCCGGGACCGCGCGGAGACACUGCCAGACCGGCUUCACGGGCACAUGGGGCGCAGGCAGUCGGGUGCGGACGCUGGCGGGGAUUGGGGUGCUGGUGGGGUUGGGGACGGGUUGGGAGAUGCAGGGAUGAUGCCACUGUCGCCUGAUUUGGGUGCCCAACUUCUCCCCGCAGAGCCUACCAAGCAGAUCCUGCGGCAGCUGGGCGAGCAAGGACUCAAGCACGCUGGCAGCGACGGGGCUCUCCUGGAGGCAGGGGAGCCCCCCCAGCACCCCAGUGCCUGGGCGGUGCCUGAGGGCGUGGUGGAGGAGGAAGAGGAGGAAGAGGAGGAGGAGACUUUGGGCAAGGACUGCCAGGAGGAGCUGCCUGGGGUCGGGGACCUGCCGGUGGAGCCCCAGGAGGAGCAGGUCGGGGGGCACCCACCGGCGCCGGAGGGACCCAAGCGGCCAAGCAGCUGGGGGCCAGGGAGCUGCGAGAAGGUCAGUGCGGCCCCGCAGCCCCCACCCAGGGAUCCGGAGGGACCCAGCACCCACCCGCCUGCCCCUCCGCAGGCCGGCAGCGCUGGGGAGCACCCUGAGGGGCUGGGGGCACCCGAAGCCCCGUCCUCGGCGGGGACCCCGGUGCUGCCCGGCAGGGAGGGGGAGCCGGAGCGUGCUGCGGAGGAUUUGCAGGGGCUGAGCAGCGAGGAGGAGGAGGAGGAGGAAGAAGAAGAAGAAGGAGCUGCCGGCAGCAUCCUGCCGCCCUCGGUGCUGGACCAAGCCAGCGUCAUCGCCGAGCGCUUCGGUGGUGGCGGCAGCUUCUCCCGCCGCAGCAGCCUGGCGCUGGAUGGGCCGGCGGCGCGACCGGCCAGCCGUAGCGGCAGUGCCCUCAGCCUGGACGGCGGUCCCCCGCUCGAGGCCGGGGAGCCCGGGGGGUCCCGCAGCACCAUCCCCUCACCCGAACCCCUCGCCGGAGCCCGCCGGGAGUCGAUACUCUCCAGCCGGGACCGCCUGCUCCUCGACAAGAUCAAGAGCUACUACGGCCACGCUGAGCACCGGGACGCCGGCUUCAGCGUUCGCCGCCGCGAGAGCCUCUCCUUCAUCCCCAAAGGGCUGGUGCGAAGCUCCGUCUGCCGCCUCAACGGCCUCCCCCGGCCCCCGGCGAGCCCUGAGCCCCCCACCCAGCCGGCACCGGGCGGGCCCGAGGCAUCGCCGGAGGAGCCGUGCCAGGAGAAUGGGGUGCAGCCCCCCGAGCCGCUGCUCAUCCUGGAGGAGGACGACCUGGGUGCCGUGGGCGAGGGGCCGCCGGCCGGGCCACCGCCGCAGCUGCUGCUGACCCCCCCGCACGCCGGCACCAAGGUGUACCAGUUGGCGCGGCAGUACAGCCUCCGCAUCAAGAGCCGCCGCGCUGGCGCCCGUUGCGCCCCGGCGCACCCAGAGGAGGGGGACCCAUGUGCUGGCACAGUGGCUGUGCCGCGGGGCGGGGGGCCAGUACCGUCACCCUCCCCGGGUGCCCCCCGCAGCCCCCUGAGCCCCGGCGGUGCUGAGCCCUUCGCCUGGCCCGACGUGCGGGAGCUUCGCGCCCGUUUCGGUGCCCCACGGCCCCCGCCGGUGAGCCGCAGCCGCUCGGCACCUGAAGGGCCGUGCCGGGGCGGCCGGCCAGCCGAGAAGGAGCGGGGCAGUGGCCGGAGCCGGAGUGCCGAGGCAGGCGGGGGGCCCAGCACCCCCGGGCCGGUGCCGGCACGGCAUGGCAGUGACGGGGCGCUGUGGGUGGCAGCGGAGGCCCCCCUGGGUACUGGGCAGCGGGUGCUGGUGCUGGAGCGGUUGCCAGCCCCCCCUGAGCCCCCCACUUACGUGCAGAUCCGCUCGCCCACCACCCGGGAGAAGAUCUGCUUGAAGGCGGUGGUGGAGCGCUGCAAAGCCUACCAGGCAUCCGAGGAGUACCGGCGGCGCUGCCCUGAGCCCCCCGACACCCCCGAGCCCCCCGAGCCCCCUCGCCCCGGCCUCGUCAGGGACCUGCGGCAGAAAUUUCAGACCCUCGACGCCGCCAGCUAAGUGGGUGACAGGGAGAAGGGGUGUCCCGUGGACCCCCGGGAGAAGGAGCACCCCGUGGACCCCCAACCUGCCUGGGAGAAGGGGCACCGCAUGGACCUC
Gavia stellata (red-throated loon) is the source of this 3432-nucleotide messenger RNA. RefSeq names its product pleckstrin homology and RhoGEF domain containing G3 (gene PLEKHG3). The coding region runs from base 1 to 3333 and encodes 1110 amino acids. The transcript has 16 exons. The record is from RefSeq and is a predicted model, not a curated record. Lineage: Eukaryota; Metazoa; Chordata; Aves; Gaviiformes; Gaviidae. Gene Ontology annotation, molecular function: guanyl-nucleotide exchange factor activity.